AACAUGUUUACAAAUUUUCUUCUUAAAUUUUUAUUUGUGUCAUCAAUUUUUCAUGCUCUGAUUCUCUGAAGCAUGUGCCUGUCUAUGAUCAACAAGGAUAUACCUCAAAAACUAAAUAAUUCUAGAGAGAAAGAAUCGAAAAGAAAGAACGAGAUAGGAGGCGAGAGGUUGAGAAGAAUAUUCCUUGUGAAGCAAGCCUUUUGUUUUAGUCAUCAUGGCAAUGCUUAAGCGCACGAUUAGCAUCGUAAGAACCGGAGGAGGUCUGAGUUAUCGUUCACUUUCUUCCGGGAACCAUGUCGACACAUUAAGAAUGGUUAAGGCUCUAGAGGCUAUCAACGUACCCUCGACACAAGCGGAGGCAUUAACCGGCGCCUUUACCGGUGGCUUGGAGUCGGUGAUGGAGAAAGUGAAAGCUGACAUCGCCAAAUCCGAGGAGUAUCAAUCAACUCGUGUUGCAGAAGAGGUUAGAAAACUGCGAGCCGAUAUUGAUAAGAUGCGAGCGGAUAUUGCUACAUUGCAAGCCGAGCAGAGGUGUGAUCAUCAUAUCCAAUUAGUACACAAAGUUGAGCAGGGUUUUAAUGAGUUGAAAGAUGAGUUCGAAGAAACAAAAUAUGAGGUCCUGAAGUAUGCUAUAGGGACACUGGUCGCUGUAUCAGCAGCUGAAGCUGUCAUGAUUUACUUGAUGAUAGUAGACACGUGAUCGGAUCUUUGGAAGGAAUUGAAAAAGUUCUGAGCGACGAAAAUCCACUGACUCAAACAUAUCCGCAACUAGACUGACUCGUAGACUUUUUUUGGUUUUGUGCUUUUUUCAUUGACAUUGGUUUUAUGCUUUUGCAAAAGUAACUUUUCCUCUUCCAUUAUUAAUAACUCGUAUGCCUCCAG
Messenger RNA from Arabidopsis arenosa, 882 nucleotides. NCBI's taxonomy places the organism in Eukaryota, Viridiplantae, Streptophyta, Magnoliopsida, Brassicales, Brassicaceae. The record is from the annotation of a GenBank genome assembly.